AAUUAUUAGAUGGUACCCAGGAAGCUGACCGCAUUAUUAAGGAAGGUGCAUUUGAUUACCUAUUUGGGUCCCCAGAGUUGCUUGUUGGUGAUAGCUCAUUCAGAGACCAGUUGCAUCAGUUUGGUGUAUCAACUAUUGUUGUUGAUGAGUUUCACACCAUUGCAUGCUGGGGCGAAAAGGAUGAUGAAGACAGAGAUGCAUUUAGGAAAUGGUUCAGCUACCUAGGGGAACUACGUUCAAUUUUCCCAUCUGCAUCAGUGUUGGCACUGAGUGCAACUUGCACACAUAAAAUCUCACGAAGAGUCCGCAAAGUGUUGAAUUUGAAGGAAGACACAACUGAAAUUAGAUUAUCACCUGACAAACCCAACAUCAAACUUGCUGUGAAAAAAAUUGCAAAUUCUGUAGAUUUAGGAAUGGCCUGGAUGAUUGAUGGAUUAGACUCUUUUCCCAGAACAAUUAUAUACUGCACCAGCAUUCGGGAUGUGUCCAAAUUGUAUCAUUAUUUAACUUCAGAAGUGCCGGAUUGUGUAUCAUUCUGUGACAUGUUUCAUUCUGAGACACCAGAUUCAAAGAAGAAAAAAAUACUGGAUGACCUUUGUAAUGAAAAUGGUUCCUUGAGAAUUGUUAUUGCGACCAGUGCCCUUGGAAUGGGGAUAGACAUGGCAAGUGCAAAUAAUGUGAUCUUAUAUGGAGCUCCAAAGCAAUUAGUGGAGGUCAUUCAGGAGAUUGGUCGUGUAGGUCGGGAUGGAACUCCAGCACUUGCCUUGCUCCUUUACAAUUCUUACCAUUUAAGAAAAGCGGAACAGGAAGUGAGGGAUGUGUACAUUUCACAAACUUGCAGGAGAAAGGUACUUUUGAAACCUUUUGUGAAGGAAAAUGAACUUGGUCUAAUAUCACAAGAUCCACACCAUACAUGUUGUGACAGAUGUGUGUUAUUGUGCAGAUGUAAUGACUGUCAGAAGGAUGUUUUUCUUCUUGAGAAGAUGUUAAAAGAUGAACCACCAGCCUCAGAGAGUGACACGAACAGUGAAUCUACCGAACUCUAUGAUGAUGAUGUCGAACUUUUAAUGGAAUCAGACAUAGAACUUGAAUAAGCA
Molecule: messenger RNA, 1097 nt
Organism: Saccostrea echinata
Lineage: Eukaryota; Metazoa; Mollusca; Bivalvia; Ostreida; Ostreidae
Product: bifunctional 3'-5' exonuclease/ATP-dependent helicase WRN-like
Exons: 2
Coding region: 414-1094 (226 amino acids)
Biological process (GO): double-strand break repair via homologous recombination; telomere maintenance
Cellular component (GO): cytoplasm; nucleus; chromosome
Molecular function (GO): 3'-5' DNA helicase activity; four-way junction helicase activity
Source: RefSeq, a predicted model, not a curated record